Messenger RNA from Enterobius vermicularis (human pinworm), 570 nucleotides. The record is from the annotation of a GenBank genome assembly. Lineage: Eukaryota; Metazoa; Nematoda; Chromadorea; Rhabditida; Oxyuridae.
CUGAGAUAUGAAGAGAAAAAUGUGUGCGAUUUGACGUGGAAUAACCUAUAUAUACGUCUAGAAUUGUUGAUGUGUAGGCUUUUUGUCAUUUUCGUUUUUGUGGACACUGUUGGGCCAAAAGCUACUUAUCAAACUAAAUUGCAGAAAGAAUUUCCUAAUUUAUGUAUAACUGUGUCGGAGAAAGCUGACUCACGUUAUGCUAUAGUUGGAGCGGCGUCCAUUGUUGCAAAGGUGGUUCGUGAUGAACUGCUUAAAAAAUGGGUCUUUGUGGAAGGAGGAGUGAAAGUGCCGGAAGAUGGGUUUGGAUCUGGUUAUCCAGGAGAUCCCAACACAAAAAAGUUUUUGAAGUCUUCAGUGGAUUCAGUUUUUGGUUACUCUUCUUUGGUUCGAUUUAGUUGGAAAACUGCGGAAUCUGCUUUAAAUAAACUAGCAGUUCGCUGCCAGUGGGCAGAUCCAGUCGUUGCAAGUCGGCCAACGUGGUUCCUGUACGGUGAUGCAAAAUACGGAAUUAAGCCACUGCGUAAUUCUUUUUUUACAGAUCGAUACAUUAGUAACGUAGUUAAAUUUUAG